Molecule: messenger RNA, 2106 nt
Organism: Arabidopsis arenosa
Lineage: Eukaryota; Viridiplantae; Streptophyta; Magnoliopsida; Brassicales; Brassicaceae
Source: the annotation of a GenBank genome assembly
AGGAAGCCCAAGUUAUCGAAACUCGAGAGGUUAGAGAAAUUCGACAUGUUCGUCUCUCUUAGCAAGCAGAGAUCUGUUCAGAUACUAAUGGCGGUUGGGUUACUCUACAUGCUUCUCAUCACAUUCGAAAUCCCUUUCGUCUUCAAAACCGGGCUUAGUUCUUUGUCUCAGGAUCCGUUAACCCGACCCGAGAAGCAUAAUAGCCAACGAGAAUUACAAGAGAGACGAGCUCCGAGUCGACCUUUUAAGAGUCUGCUUUACCAGGAAUCACAAUCGGAAGCACCGGCUCAAGGUUUAAGAAGGAGGACUCGGAUCUUAUCUAGUUUGAGAUUUGACCCGGAAACGUUUAACCCGAGUAGCAAAGAUGGGUCAGUGGAGCUUCACAAAUCCGCUAAGGUAGCUUGGGAAGUUGGUCGAAAGAUAUGGGAAGAGCUUGAGUCUGGGAAAAUGUUGAAAGCUUUGGAGAAGGAGAAGAAGAAGAAGAUUGAGGAACAUGGGUCAAGCUCGUGUUCUCUCUCUGUUUCCUUAACCGGGUCUGAUCUUUCGAAACGUGGGAAUCUCAUGGAGCUUCCAUGUGGUUUAACUCUUGGGUCACAUAUUACAGUGGUUGGGAAGCCACGAGCUGCUCAUUCAGAGAAGGACCCGAAGAUAUCGAUGGUAAAGGAAGGAGAUGAAGCUGUUAAGGUUUCACAGUUUAAGUUGGAGCUUCAAGGUUUGAAAGCAGUGGAAGGAGAAGAGCCACCUCGGAUACUCCACUUGAAUCCAAGGCUUAAGGGUGAUUGGAGUGGUAAGCCUGUCAUUGAGCAGAACACUUGUUAUAGAAUGCAAUGGGGCUCAGCACAAAGAUGUGAAGGAUGGAGAUCUAGGGAUGAUGAAGAGACUGUUGAUGGUCAGGUUAAGUGCGAGAAAUGGGCUCGGGAUGAUAGCAUUACAUCUAAAGAAGAGUCUAGCAAGGCGGCUUCAUGGUGGCUUAGUCGAUUAAUAGGUCGGAGCAAGAAAGUAACUGUUGAAUGGCCAUUUCCAUUCACAGUUGACAAGCUUUUUGUGCUUACACUUAGUGCUGGAUUGGAAGGUUAUCAUGUUAGUGUCGAUGGGAAGCAUGUUACGUCCUUUCCAUACCGAACUGGAUUUACGCUUGAGGAUGCUACUGGUCUAACCAUUAACGGGGACAUAGAUGUUCACUCGGUUUUCGCUGGCUCUCUCCCAACCUCGCAUCCUAGUUUUGCUCCUCAGAGGCAUCUUGAGCUCUCGAGCAAUUGGCAAGCCCCAUCACUUCCUGAUGAGCAAGUUGAUAUGUUCAUUGGUAUCCUUUCUGCUGGUAACCAUUUUGCUGAGCGGAUGGCUGUGAGAAGGUCGUGGAUGCAACAUAAACUCGUUAAAUCUUCCAAAGUAGUGGCUCGGUUCUUUGUUGCACUGCACUCGAGGAAAGAAGUAAAUGUGGAGCUAAAGAAGGAAGCUGAAUUCUUCGGUGACAUAGUUAUAGUCCCUUACAUGGACAGUUAUGACCUUGUCGUCCUCAAAACCGUUGCAAUUUGCGAGUACGGGGCUCAUCAACUUGCUGCUAAAUUCAUCAUGAAGUGUGAUGAUGAUACAUUUGUACAAGUGGAUGCGGUUCUUAGUGAAGCGAAGAGAACACCUGCCGAUAGAAGUCUAUACAUUGGCAACAUCAAUUAUUAUCAUAAACCACUCCGCCAGGGUAAAUGGGCUGUUACGUAUGAGGAAUGGCCAGAGGAAGAUUAUCCACCUUAUGCUAAUGGCCCUGGAUACAUAUUAUCAAACGAUAUCUCUCGCUUCAUAGUGAAAGAGUUUGAGAAACACAAAUUAAGGAUGUUCAAAAUGGAAGAUGUAAGUGUGGGAAUGUGGGUAGAACAAUUCAACAAUGGUACAAAACCGGUGGACUACAUUCACAGCCUCAGGUUUUGUCAGUUUGGUUGCAUAGAGAAUUACUUGACGGCGCAUUAUCAGUCGCCGAGACAGAUGAUUUGUUUGUGGGAUAAGUUGGUGUUGACAGGCAAACCUCAGUGCUGCAACAUGAGAUGACACAUACCAAAUCCUCUGUUUCUCUUUAGUUUAUAAGAGAAGAGGGAAUAGAAAUCCGAAGUUUUU